AACAUUGAUUUUCAAGUGAUUUACAAUAAUGACACAAGAAUCAGCAUGCUGUGGUGCUGUUUCUACCACUUUUUACUGACUGAUUUGAAACUUUCUACCACACUUCUUUUCACAGAUUUAAUUUCAUCAGAAGCAAAGGUCCACCACAUCUCCCAAGAUGGAUAAGUUUCGUAUGAUGUUCCAGUUCCUUCAGUCCAACCAGGAAUCUUUUAUGAAUGGGAUCUGUGGUAUCAUGGCACUAGCUAGUGCACAGAUGUACUCUGCUUUUGAAUUCAGCUGCCCCUGCAUGCCAGAGUACAACUACACCUAUGGGAUCGGACUGCUUUUCAUCCCACCUAUAUGGUUCUUUAUGUUAGGUUUUGUUCUGAACAAUAAUGUGUCAGUGCUCGCCGAGGAGUGGAAAAGACCCACAGGCAGACGCAGGAAGGAUCCUACAAUCCUCCGCUACAUGUUUUGUUCAAUCACACAGAGAUCCUUGAUAGCACCUGCAGUUUGGGUGUCUGUCACUCUCAUGGAUGGGAAAAGUUUCCUGUGUGCUUUCAGCAUCAACUUGGAUAUUGACAGGUUUGGGAAUUACAGUCUUGUCAAGGGGAUGUCAGAGACGGAGAAGAUAAAACUGCUGGCAAGGAUUCCAUGCAAAGAUCUGUUUGAGCAUCAGGAAAUAAGAGUGGCGGCAUCACGAUACAUCAAGUGUAUAUCACAGGCAUGUGGAUGGAUGUUUUUGCUGAUGAUGACCUUCACGGCCUUCCUGAUCCGGGCUAUUCGACCAUGCUUUACCCAGGCCGCUUUCCUCAAGACCAAGUACUGGUCUCAUUACAUUGACAUCGAGCGCAAGAUGUUCGACGAGACCUGUAAGGAGCACGCCAAGAGCUUUGCCAAGGUUUGCAUCCAUCAGUACUUUGAGAACAUCAGUGGGGAGAUGCGCAGCUUCCACCGCCAUCGCUCCUGCAACGACGACAGUGACGAUGAUGACGAAGACAACAAGAAAAGUGAUGAAGACAAGCUUCUGGGUAUCAGAGCCCAGGAUGAUAUGAAUAAAGUUUUGUGGAACUGGCACACCUGUAAGCCAGCACUGGCUCUGAGAAAGGACCAAAUAGAUGGCGAAAACAAUGGCAGACUGAAUGGAGAAGCCAAUGGAGCACUUAAUGGGUUUGUAAAGGGACACACCCAUGAUGUGGGAAAAAAGGAAUGGGCAGUGUAUUACAGUAAGGUCUGAUCCAGCUGGAUCUUAUUUAGCUUUCAGUCAGUCACAUUGUUUCAGAGUUUCAGGAAUAACAACUUUAUUUUUAGAAUUUGUAAAAUUUUGUUAGAAAUAUACAUAUACACGUUUGUAUGUAUUUGUAACAUUUUAUGAAUGGAUAUAAAGAGGAAUGUAUAGUUUGACUGAUGGAGCAUGAUAAGCACAAAGUGUAAAAACUGUCAUCAUAUUUCUGGUUCACACACAGUUAAUUUCUCUCAAAAGAUGUCUAGUACUGGGUGUAGUCCAAAACUUGUUUGUACUGUUGUCACCACUGUUUUAUCUAUAGGGCAUGAUAUACUAAUGAAAACACAAUCUGGCACUUCUCUCUGAGGAACUGAGCUUGGCAAAAAACCUUGUCUUUAAAUUGUAGGCUGCAGAAGUAAAGCUGCUGCAUCGGGCCGAUAGUAAAGCAUUAUUACAGCACACUGGAGAAUUCUCAUUGAUAACAACACUAAUGAAUGUUUGUGUUGCUCACAAGUGUGGGGCCACCAUAAAUAUUCCCAGGGCACAAAACUGAAAGUGUCGACGUGGGUCUUAUGAGCUGCAUGCACUUCAACUCCCUGUUGCUCCUUGCUUUAAGGCAAAACUACGCAACGUCUCAAAGAAGAAAUAAGAAAAUCUUUCUCUUGCAAAUGAAAAGCUGAAUGCAUAAGAAAUAAAAAAAACAUUCAUUCUCAAUUCAAUACACUCAGAUAUGAAUGUAAUUCAGACAAAUACUUGAUCUGUAUUGGCCCAUGUAACAAGGGUUUCACAGAAUCCUUAAAAAAUAUCAACCUAGCCAUUCAAGAAUGGAAAUGUCUCCAUUAACACAGUAUAAUCUUGGUUUAUUAUGUUUUGCAAACAUUAUCUCUGGUUUGAACCGUGUGAGAGCAGAUAACCCUACAGUGCUACUGUAUUUCCAGUCAGGCAAUCCUAUGAUUUAUGCAAAAAAACAAAAGGUUGUGUCAGCCAAAACAAUUUACAUGCCAUUAAGAAAACAAGGUCAGCAUUCGUAUCUCUCUCUCUCUCGCUCUCUCCCGCUCACUUUUGCACUCAGUUUUGUCAGUCACCUCUUGUUAAAACCUUUUUUCAUCGAAGUGUUGACUGUUCUAUCUUGUAAAAAGCCUUGUGAAUGUAUUUUUGCAGGGAUUUCAUUACAGCUGAACAUUUUAAUUUUUACUGCACAUCUUCAGGAAACUGUUGAUACAAUGGUGUUUUCACCACAUUUCACAAGAGGGCGUGCUUUUGCCAAAACCACCAGCCUUCACAUGCCAACAACACAACCCUGUAGCUACAACACACACAAUCUUUGAAACCUGUAAACACCCCACAAUGCGCGCAGUGUAUUAAGCACUGUAUUUAUGCCCAUGCAUCUGUGCAGUCCAUCCAGCUGUUCCUCGGUACUCAACAGUAACAUCAUUACUAGAGCAGGAGGGUAGGAGGAGGAGGAGGAGGGUAGGGUGAAUGAAAAUGGCAUGGAUCCCAUUGAAGCCCCCCCCCGGGGAUUAGUGGAGCAGCACUCCCCUUGACCGUCUCACAGCUCGUCCAGUAGCCCAGCAGCUGUUCUCUCUCUCAGCGAAUUGGCAGCCAGGGUCGCUGGUGUGGGGGUGGACGUGUAUGAAACGUCUUUGUCCAGGCUGUAAUUUUUCUAUGUGUCUCCCUCUUUUCCUCUUGGUAUUACUUUCCUUCAUAUCUCCCCAUAUGCAGAGAUGCCUCCUCCUCUCAUCCCUGCUCUUUCUAUUUGUUCCUUCGCUCUAAAGGAGUGACAUGAUGUUUAUAUAUAGAUCAAACAAAGCGAACAUGAAAAAUAAAGUGCUGUAGCUCAAAAUACAAUCUGCGUAUGUGUGAAGGAAGGAAGUGGAAGGAGACAAGGUUGCAUCUUCUCUUCUUUUGCUGACUUCCACUUCACACAAAUGGCUUUGUUUUGGUUGUCAGGACAUCAGCCAUGCGCAUGUUACUGACCGGGGCCUCCCUUGACUUUGCUGCAAGUGUCUCUCUU
Molecule: messenger RNA, 3218 nt
Organism: Seriola aureovittata
Lineage: Eukaryota; Metazoa; Chordata; Actinopteri; Carangiformes; Carangidae
Gene: calhm1b
Product: calcium homeostasis modulator protein 1
Exons: 2
Coding region: 158-1216 (352 amino acids)
Molecular function (GO): monoatomic cation channel activity
Source: RefSeq, a predicted model, not a curated record